Molecule: messenger RNA, 2201 nt
Organism: Spea bombifrons (plains spadefoot toad)
Lineage: Eukaryota; Metazoa; Chordata; Amphibia; Anura; Pelobatidae
Gene: DONSON
Product: DNA replication fork stabilization factor DONSON
Exons: 10
Coding region: 65-1786 (573 amino acids)
Biological process (GO): nuclear DNA replication
Cellular component (GO): nucleus
Source: RefSeq, a predicted model, not a curated record
GGGGAGCGCGCGCUGCAGUCACUGAGCAGCAGCCCGGCCCGUCUGCCUCCUCACAGCCGCCGCCAUGUCCGACCUGCUCCCCGGCUACUCUCCCAGCUUCAAGAAGCCGUCUGAGAUCCUGCGGUUGAGCCGAAAGAGGAGCCGCAGCGAGGCCUCUCGGGGCGGACCUUUUUCCCCGGGUGAUGCCCCCAAGCGGAUACCAGGGCUCCGGCCCUUCUCUCCGGGGCCCCAGCGGAGCGGCGGCGGUGUGAAGCGCAGGAACCCCUUCGCUAGUCUGGAGAACACAGUGUGCAGUCCAGUGAAGAGGCGGGCGGAGAGCGUGUACGACUGCAAUCCGGUAGCCACCGAGCCGUGGGCCAAGCUGCCCGAGAAUCCCUCGCCGCUCACUGCACAGUUUAGUUCUGUUGAAGAUGUUCUCUUUGAAGAUCACCUUGAUGUUGAUCCUGCUGCAGCUACAAAGACACAAUCUCCGGAGAAGCCCGUGACUGUAUGUGAGCGUCCUCAGGGAGCAGUUAACUUUCCUGCUGAUUGGAGUUUGAAGACACGCUUGCUGUUCACCUCUUCGCAUCCGUUCUCCUGGACUGAUCACUUAAAAGCCCAAGAAGAAGCCCAGGGCUUGGCUUUGCAUUCUCGUGCUGCCCCCAUCAAUUUGCCUCAGAAUAUUCUGGAUCCAAAGUCAUGCCCUGAGCUGCGAUGUGCGUUCCAACAGUGCCUUGUCUACUGGCAGCAUCCUUCUCUUCCCUGGCUACAACUCUUCCCUAGGAUCGGAGCCGACCGGAAAAUAGCCGGGAAAAACAGCCCUUGGUCUCAGGAUGAUGCGCUGCACCAAGUUUUGAUGAGUGAAUGGGCUCUGAGUUUUACGUCUUUGUAUAAUCUGCUGAAGGCAAAGUUCUGCCCGUACUUCUACGUGUGCACCUACCAGUUCACCGUGCUGUUCCGGGCCGCUGGCCUCGCGGGUAGCGAUGUGAUCACGGCCGUCGUAUCUCCUACGACAAGAGGGCUCAGAGAAGCCAUGAAAAGCGAAGGAAUUGAGUUCUCUCUGCCAAUGGUAGAAAACGAUAACAAAAAGCAAAACGUCCCAGAAACCGGUGACCAGCCUGACGGAACGACAGACCAGGAGAGCGGGACCCACAGCGGAGGAGAAGAGUCAUGCGACAGCGACGCAGAGGAAAGCUUUGCUUGGCUGGAAGAAAUGGGAGUUGAAAAUCAAAUAAAGAAGCCGGAUGCAAUCUCUAUUAAACUUCGUAAAGAGAAGCGGGAAGUAAAAAUGGAUCAUAAGCCUGAAUCUGUCGUCUUGAUAAAAGGGUCGAACACGUUCACUUUGCUGAACUUUCUAAUAAACUGCAAGAGUAUAGUGGCUGCCGCGGGACCUCAGGCUGGGCUUCCUCCGACCCUCCUGUCCCCAAUCGCCUUCCGAGGAGCCACGAUGCAGACGUUAAAGACAAGGAGCAUAAACGUGAAGACACAGGUUAACUCUGGUUAUAAAGAUCUGUUUAGUCUGGAGAUAAGCGGCCCUAUUCUGCCCCAUUCUCUGCACUGCUUUUCGCUGUUACUGAAAUCUGCGCAGCGAGGGAGUUUCUCUACAAGCCUCUAUACUCACGAGCCAACCGCUGUGUUCAACACGGCCAUCCAUCCUCAGACAACGAAGGAGAACAUUUCUUCCGACCUUACAAGCUGUGGACUUCAGCCACCGACCCUGGAGCAUCUCUCUCAGCUUUGUCAGCUGGGGAAAAACUCCUUACGCCAGCUGGAAAUGUCAGACUAUAAAUACACCUGGAAAUCUUGAUUUGUCCUAUGAAGGUUUACGCCGCGGAUCACGCUUCAGUAUUUGACUCUGCUAAAGGGACUCGUAAAAGUUACCUUUGCAUUCACUGCCAGUAGAAUUAAUCGAAUUCUAAGUACAAUUACUAAACUUCAUACAUGGCCUUAUCGUAUCUAGCAGUAGUUUAGCUCCUUAAAACCCCUUGAGUCGGCCAAGUUGCCCCCAGCCUGUUUGGAACCAUUUACCAUAUGUUAUAUAAAAAACACUCAGCUGCCCGAGCAGACCUUUUAAUGAGCAAACCUAGGAUUUCAUGCACAUUUUUUAUUAUAAAGUGGUCACUGCCUAUUUUGUAUGUUUCAAUGUGAGAGAAUGCUGCUGUUUUGGCUAUUUUUAAUGUUAAAGUGUAAUUAUUGUGAAUAAAAAAAAAACUUCCCUGUGA